CGCUCUUCGCGAAGCAUUGCCAUUGGAGCAGAAGAAGCGGUGGCUUCACCUGUCAUGUAUCCCUGCCUGAGGCUUUGGGCAAUCCACUGUGUUUUCUUCGUAUCGCCAGAUCUCAUUGACCGCUAUAGCCUCAUAUCAGUGGAUCCACUGCACCGCCUCAUGAACGCUGACAUGUCUUCCGCAUGCAUUAUGACCGAACCUAACGACGCUUCGCUCAGCACAUGAGGCACCAUUCGGACAACUGCUAAACCAUCGCAUUGAGGCCUCUGUGCAGGGUUUCACAUGAAACUGGAGCCGCGGCUGAGAUGAGCAGGCAUUUGGUCGGUGGGCU
Molecule: messenger RNA, 331 nt
Organism: Periconia digitata
Lineage: Eukaryota; Fungi; Ascomycota; Dothideomycetes; Pleosporales; Periconiaceae
Source: the annotation of a GenBank genome assembly